UCAUACUGAUUCAGGGAGACCGCACCCCAUCACAGGAAAAGGGAAACUGAUUAAUGCCGGCCAGAGAACUGUGAUUUCGGGAGCCUGUAUGACCGAAUAGUGGGAGUUUUCGGACCCCCUUUUUAUAUAUUGAUAUUUUUUUCUUUUUUAAAAAAUAAUCAUGUCGGAACUAGAACAGCUACGACAGGAAACUGAACAGUUAAAAAAUCAAAUCAGGGAGGCAAGGAAAGCUGCUGCUGAUACAACUCUCAGCCAAGCUGCCUAUGGCGUCGAACCUGUUGGCCGAAUACAGAUGCGCACCAGGCGUACCCUUAGAGGUCACUUGGCCAAAAUAUAUGCCAUGCACUGGGCAACAGAUUCUGCAAAUCUAGUAUCUGCUUCACAAGACGGUAAAUUAAUUGUAUGGGAUGGAUAUACUACAAAUAAGGUACAUGCGAUACCUUUAAGAUCUAGCUGGGUAAUGACAUGUGCCUAUGCUCCGUCGUGUAGCUAUGUAGCAUGUGGAGGCCUCGACAACAUCUGUUCUAUCUAUAGUUUAAAAACACGAGAAGGAAAUGUAAGGGUCAGUCGGGAGCUGCCUGGACACACUGGUUAUCUGUCUUGUUGCCGUUUCCUUGACGACAACCAAAUAGUAACAAGCUCCGGAGACAUGUCAUGUGCAUUAUGGGAUAUAGAGACAGGUCAGCAGACAACAGCUUUUACUGGCCACACUGGUGAUGUCAUGAGCCUGUCUCUGGCACCAGAUAUGAAGUCAUUUGUCUCGGGGGCAUGUGAUGCCUCAGCGAAGUUAUGGGAUGUCAGAGAUGGAAUGUGCAAACAAACAUUUUCAGGACACGAAUCUGAUAUAAAUGCAAUCACUUAUUUUCCGAACGGUUACGCAUUUGCAACUGGGUCUGAUGAUGCCACAUGCAGGCUUUUUGACAUUCGUGCUGAUCAAGAAAUUGGCAUGUACUCGCACGACAAUAUCAUCUGUGGUAUUACGUCUGUGGCCUUCUCCAAGUCAGGUCGUCUCCUCCUGGGUGGUUAUGAUGAUUUCAACUGCAAUGUUUGGGAUGUCCUAAAACAAGAUAGAGCUGGAGUGCUAGCAGGUCAUGACAACCGUGUGAGCUGUUUGGGUGUCACGGAGGAUGGAAUGGCCGUCGCCACGGGAUCCUGGGACAGUUUUCUUAAGAUCUGGAAUUGAGCCAAGUAUUAGUUAGCCCAUCUGAGGGGAAAUAUACAAGACUUAUUAUUUAUAUCUUAAAACUGAUGUGCCCGUGUUAUAUGGGGGAAAGUAACAAUGUAUUCACGCGCAUUAUGGAACUAUUGUUUUAACAGCUGCGAGAAUAAACUUGUGGUUAUUUUUUUUUUUUUUUUUGAUUAAACAAAAAUUGUGGAUGUGAACUUUUCCACGGGACAUAAUGGAUAUUUUUAUGGGAUGGAUCAAUUGAAGUGGAAAGUGUUAUGAACAGUUGACACUUGGUGUGAAGAGCCCACAGGGCACGAAGUGCAAGAAAGGUGCCGUUAAAUGGUAUAUGUGCAUUUAUUGGUGGGCUUUUCUUACCGGCAACUGAGGACAAGCAUUUGUUACACAAACAAAUGUCAAUUCAAAGAACUGGAAAACUACUACCUUCAAAACUAGGUAAAGAAAACUAUACAUCAGAAUAUAUCACAGCACAUGACAUCUAUUGGCUUUCUUGGAAGAAAGAUCUUGUGUAUAAAUAAUUAUUACAAUAUAUUCCUUGUCUGUGUGUUACAGCAGGGGGACCAUUUCAUCUAAAAAUGGGCCCACUAAAUCUCCACCCCCUUAUAACUGAUCAGUGACAGAGGGUCUGCCUACAUGUCCCGCCACAUGUAACCCGACCUUGCAUAUGUCCUGGAUCGUUCUAGCGCUUAGGUGACUGCGAGUGAGGAACAGCUAAGACACAUGUGGAUUAUGAUUGUGAUUUUGUUUUAAAACAUUUCAUGUUCAAUCAUGCAAGUGCUCAUUGAUUAUGAAGACUGCAUCUAAAUGAUGAUUGCUUUCUACUAUAAAUGUUGAAGUCUCAAGAAAUUUCUCCCCCCAAAAAAAGAAAAUAUUUUAAUUCAAAGUAUAUUAGAAUUUUGUUCAAGUGUUCGUUUAUAUAAUACGGAAAUCAAAUGUAAAGAUAUUUCUUUUCUUCUGGAAAGGAUUGGAAUUGUAGCUUCUUAACUUGGAUAAUAUAACUUGAAGGUGAUAUGGGUAGGGUGGGCCUUAUGUAUGUAUGAUGAACUUGUUGAUGCAUGAUAUUUAUGUUUAUGUAGAUACGAAUGUAUUUCAUUAUAAACUAGUAUUGUCUUCUAUUUCGAAGGUUUUAGUGCAAUGAAAAUUGAAAAGAUCAACAUCAAAAGACAUGAGUCUGUCAAUGUUUCUUUUCUAAAUUUCCUUUUCCUUCCCCAUUUUGUAUAAAAACUUGAUGUUUUCACUUCUCAGCUUUGACAUGGUCUGACACGAUGAUGUACAUAUAUAGCAGUGACAUCCAAAGCUGUCCUUAUUUAAAUAAUCUGCCUUUUAUAAUGAAGUGCUGUCUGUUAAAGAUCAAACAGCUGAAUUAAGGAAUAAUUAAUGAAAACAUUGCUGUCACAAAGGGAAAAAAAUGAAAUCUCCAUACAGUCGAUUGGGUUGAAGAGAAAACAUCUGUAAGGUAUUUGGACCGGAUAUGAAAGCUAUGUGGCCUUGCUUACUGUUUGUACGUGUUUGUAGGUCCUUGAAUUUGCUUGCACUUCAAUUUUAACAAAAUUUGCGUUAUUUUGAAAAUGGACUUAAGAAGACUGUUUGGAACCUUGUAAAUCGAUGUAUGCAGAUUGUAUAUUUGCCUGUUUCGUAUAACCAAAUGUUCAGCAAUUCCUCACAGGAAAUCAUUCUGAACUGAGGUCUGAUUUAACUGUAAUUUUGAGCAAAUGUUAACAAACCUACCAUGCCAACAAAGUAUAUGGGGCUAAAAAAAAAACAUUAAAAAAUUAAAUGUGUUCUGAAAUGUAUGAUAUAUUCAAUUGUACUCUAUGGAUAUGCAUGUUGCACCUAUGGAUUUGGGUGCGUGUCUUGUUUCCAUUUUUUUUUUUUUUUUUAUUAUGAGUUGCGUUGUCUUUUCAAAUAUGGCAAAAAUGAAUGAGAGAAAACGCAUAUCUCUUUUGUGUAACUCAACCGUAUCGGGACCCUGAUACACUAUAGUAAUAUAUGUUAAGCUCGGCAUGGAAAAUGAGUGAGAAUGAAUGGUUGUGCGAGUGUUUGCAUUUUAUGGUGUAUUAACUGGUGAAGCGAAAGCAAUCUUGACCCUUGACCCCAAUGGGUCAGUCUGAUGCUUGUGUAUGAUUAUUUACAACCCAGAUUUUGGUCUUCAAGAUUAAUAGGUCGGUCAAUCUUAGUCCCUUGAAUGUUUGUAUUGCAACAUGUGCAAAUGUAACCUUUUAUUUUCUUGUGACAGAUGUGUGUGAACUGAUGCAUGUUGAAACGUAGAUGUAGAUAUAUACUUUCAUCCUAAGGAUUUCCAAAUGUUUCUUCUUACAAAACAAAUCUCUAGACCAAAAGUUACUGAAAUCAUAUACAAACAUCACAUCUCUUCAAGAUAAUUCAUUUCAUGUAAGAUUCCAUAGUAUAUACACUAUACAUAGAGAGCUUAGGUUGAUGUGAAUUUUUGAGUCUUAUCUCAUUUUGUUUUUAUAUAUAAUGUUUUGUUGUUUUUUUCCUAAAAUAAAUCCAGAACCAGAGUACAAAACUUCAGAUCAAAUUUCCAUCAAUAAUCAAGCUAAUCUCAUUACUAAAAAAAUGCAGUCUUUUCUUAUUCACUGUGAAAGUUCCUUGGAUGACCUAUUCCUUGGAAGACCUUUUUAUGUAAUGGUGAAUAGAAUUUUUAUUUAUUUAAAAGAAAAAUGCCUAGAAACUCUCAAUAGCUGAUGGCAAUGCCUGUCAUUCCCAAGACCACAAGUAGACACACCACACAAAAUGUGGAGACAGUUGCCUUGCUCCAGUAAUCAAGUGUUCUCCGACUUCCUUGUCUGUAGUCAAUAUUCAUUCUACAGGAAGUAGUCCUGUUGAAAAUCAAAGCAAAUAAUAAACUUGUUGGAAUUGAUAUUUCCGGUGACUUUAGAUUUGAACAACUUUGACAAAGCAAGGUCUAACAAGAGAAGAUUACUGGAAUAAGUUAGGUCAGUACAGACGUUGGACAGUUGUGUGGGGUGGACAGGCAGGCCCCUUUCUCCUAGUGUAAACGUGAUGUGUGCUAGAUAUAUCUCACCAUCCGCAUCAGUGUGUCUAUUUGAACUAGUCCUACACAUUAAUUAUGAAUAUUAUAUUGUGAAAAUUAUCUGUCAGUGUCAGUGUAACUGUAUUUUUCAUUUGUCAAUAAAGCUUUUUUGUCAUUAAU
Pecten maximus is the source of this 4361-nucleotide messenger RNA. Its product is annotated as guanine nucleotide-binding protein subunit beta. Gene Ontology annotation, biological process: G protein-coupled receptor signaling pathway. The coding region runs from base 161 to 1183 and encodes 340 amino acids. The record is from RefSeq and is a predicted model, not a curated record. Gene Ontology annotation, cellular component: heterotrimeric G-protein complex; cytoplasm. NCBI's taxonomy places the organism in Eukaryota, Metazoa, Mollusca, Bivalvia, Pectinida, Pectinidae. The transcript is spliced from 9 exons. Gene Ontology annotation, molecular function: signaling receptor complex adaptor activity; protein binding.